AUGGCACCAUUUGUUUUCUCUCAAACUGAGAAAACAGUGACUCCAGAAGUUAUCGAAAUGAGUGGAGAUGCUUCUAGUGUUGUCAAUUUGCUUCAACAAGUACUCGAUGGAAGUCAGAAAGAAAACAUUAAUCAGCACUUUCGAGUUCGAACCGUCGAUGGGAACAUUAUCAUGGAAUCGGACGACUAUAAACAAGGAGUACUUGAACAAUUGAAGUGA
This is a messenger RNA of Caenorhabditis remanei, 219 nucleotides long. RefSeq lists its product as uncharacterized. The transcript has 2 exons. NCBI's taxonomy places the organism in Eukaryota, Metazoa, Nematoda, Chromadorea, Rhabditida, Rhabditidae. Bases 1 to 219 code for a protein of 72 amino acids. The record is from RefSeq and is a predicted model, not a curated record.